AAUGCGAUGAUUAUAGCUUGUAGCGCAGCCGUCAUUACCCUUUAUAAGAAGCUUCACCCAAAUUCCAUAUCCAUGGUGUUGCGAUGGAGCUCUUAUUCUAGCCACUUUCUCCGCUAAUAAAAUCCCCCCUUUCCUCGCACUGCCAAUUCAUCUACUCUACUGUAUAAUUUAAUCACUGCUACCUGCAUUUAAUCAAAUCCAGCUGGAUUUAUACAUUGACAGAGAUGAUGGAAAACUGAGAAAUGAGCUUCCUUUUGCAGCUCAACAUUGUGGAUCCAAGGUUUGUUGUUUCUCGAGGGUGCUAAUUUCUCUAUUGCAGAGGAAUUAUUGGGGAGAAAAUGAGGGUUUUGGGGGACUCGUGGUGUUUCUGCAACGGCGGGGGCAAGUCGGAGAGAUUGAAGGGCGCAAUUUUCUCCGGCAAGGCUCCGGCAAUGGCGAGAAUCAACGGCGCCGCCACCGGCUUCUUGAUCCACCGCAAUCUGCUGCUCACUACCCACGCCAAUCUCCCCUCUGUAACUGCCGCUGAAGCCGCCGAGAUCCGCCUCCACAAUGGCCUCUCUGCUACCCUGUUUCCUCACCGGUUCUUUAUUACAAGCUCUGUUCUUGACCUGACGAUGGUAGGCCUUGACGCUUUUGAUGGCGAGUCAAAUGCUCCCGUGCAGCAUCCUCACUACUUAAAGACUUGCUCGAAACCCAAUCUGGAGCUGGGAACAGUAGUUUAUCUUUUAGGUUACACAGAUAAACCAGAGUUGGCUGUUGGUGAAGGAAAGGUAGUGAUAGCUACCGACAAUCUGAUAAAGUUAUCAACUGAUGGAGUGACAUGGAGCCCAGGUUCUGCUGGUUUUGAUUCUCAUGGCAAUCUCUCCUUCAUGGUUUGCGAUCCUAUGAAGCUCGCAACUUCUCCAAAUGCCAAAUCUACUUCAACUUCAUCAUCGUCUACGUCGUCGUGGAAGAAAGACACCCCGAUGCAAUUUGGCAUCCCUAUACCUGUCAUCUGUCAUUGGCUAAAUCAGCAUUGGGAGGGGAACCUUGAUGAGCUCAACAAACCAAAACUACCUCUGAUCCGGUUGAUGUCCUCAGGUCAGAAAAGUGAGCAUUCUUGUGCAUCGUUCACCAUGAGGCGUGUCUUUAAGUUAACUGAAGGUGAGAAUGAGGGGACACCAUCUUCCUCCAAACCAGUAGAGCAACCUGGAGCGAGUUCAGCAGCUGUCCAUACUGACACAGUGGAAGUCCAAGAUGAGACCUCAAGUGGCAAUCGGCAAGGUUCCGGAAUCCCUACUCCCGAGAUUUAUGAGUCCCCAGUGCUGACCUCAGGCCCAGUUAGGAACAAUGAUGCUACUACUGCUACUACUCAAAUCCAGCUUUUGGACAUCAACUUCCCUCCAAGAGUAAGUAAAGCUGCACCAUCACCUAAGCAAUCUAGAAAAAUGAUGCCACCAAGCUCUGAUCAAAACUACGUCAAGGAUUUCCUGAUUCAGAAACCACCCGAAGGACCUUCGAGCCCCAUCCUAGAUGUAGAGUCAACAGGGUCUGUCGAUGGAGCCCAGACUGGCGUCCAGUCAAGCUCUUCACCCGUUGAGUUUCAGGAGUUGCCACACGAAUACAGCAGCGAAGGAGAAACCACCAUGUACUCAGCUGAAACAGCUGAAAGCAGGAAUUACACUAGCCCUAGGGAGGGAAGGUUCUAUCAGGUAGGAAGGAGCCAGAGCUGUGUGAGCCACAACAGAUGGGGGCCGGUCCCAAGAAACUCAGUUGCCCGCGGCUUGAAUCUGGAGAAACACCAGAACUUCACGCAAGGGAGGAAGGUGUACUCACAAGGUGCAACAUCUCAAAGGAGCAAUGACUACUAUAGUCCAACAGUUUCCUCCAUUAUGAAGAAAAGGCAUGACAUGGAGCAACAGCAAAAACGCAGGCCGAGGCAGAGCGCAGUGCAUACAUCUCCAAGAUGGAAUUUUUAACAGUGAGUCUCGAUUAUAUACUUACUUUCUUGAUUACAUCUAAUAGCCUACUUGUUCAAUGCUCAUAUGCCUUGUUUUCUUGGUUAUACCUGUAAGUAGUUAAUUGUUUAGACAGAUACAAACGAUUUAAACACACCAUUAUUAUAUUAGCCUUUUUCCUUUCAAUGGUAUUGGGGUGUGAAGGGAUUAUAUU
Molecule: messenger RNA, 2151 nt
Organism: Salvia hispanica
Lineage: Eukaryota; Viridiplantae; Streptophyta; Magnoliopsida; Lamiales; Lamiaceae
Source: RefSeq, a predicted model, not a curated record